Dermatophagoides farinae (American house dust mite) is the source of this 8355-nucleotide messenger RNA. NCBI's taxonomy places the organism in Eukaryota, Metazoa, Arthropoda, Arachnida, Sarcoptiformes, Pyroglyphidae. The record is from RefSeq and is a predicted model, not a curated record.
UUACUGUUUAUUAUAAGAGGUGUCACUAUCAUCGUCACUGUUAUCGCUAUUAAAUUUUUUCUCUGUUUUUUUUUUGAAGAAAACCAAACAGAAGUUCAUGUUUUUUCUUGUUAUCAUCAUCACAUCAUCUUUGUCUGACUAUGAAUCAAACAUUCAAAGAAAAAUUCGUCAACAGUAGUUAACACCGCUAAACCGUGACAAAACGGUAUCGUUUACAAAAAAUCUAUUUAUCAAUCUAUAUUAUGUAUGCAUGAAUUUCUUUUCAAUCUUUAGGUAUCCGUGAAACUGAAAAUGAAAGAAAUUCCUGAAUAUUGUGCAGAUGUCACACGCACAUUAAUGUUAUAUAUGUUAAACUGGCCAAAAACCGAAUCAUUACCAAAUUGUUUCUGGGUAAAUCCCAUUUUUUUUACCCGAAAUCAUCGGUGUUUGCGUAUGCGCUAACGAAUCUCAAACAGAACAAAAACAUUCGGGUUCAUACAUGGAACGACAAACGGUUAUGCAUUAUACUACUUCGUCCGUUCGUUCCAAAAGAAAGGCCGCUGGUAGUAGAUUAUAUAUAGUUCACAUAUAUGAAUGAAAUGGACUCGCCAAAAAAAAAAAUUCGAUCUAUUGAAUAGAAUAUGAAUGGGAAAAGCAAAAAAAAACUAUCGGGUCUAUAUUGUUGAAAUUCCCGAAUGGAAUCAUUAUUACUCUACACACAACAUGAUGAUCAUAGCUCAUGUAUGUACAAGCAGCAAUACCAACAACAAUAGAUGUUGAUAUUUAUUCUUCAUUCGAGAAAUUACGUGUCACCCACUAAUGUAGAUGGAUGGAAUGAAAAAAAAUAGAAAAUAAUUCCUACGUAUUCAACAACAUUUUUUAACUUCGAGAUUUUUUUUGUGUACAUCUUUUUUUACUCGAAUCAUUAUCACCACUUUUUUGUUAUUCUGGUAUCAUCGAUCCAAUAAGAGAUAUUAAUACUGACUCAACAACAACAACAACAGCAGCAGCAGCAGCAUUGAGAAAAAUUCAGUUCCUUGCCCCCCCAAUAUUCAACCAGAAAAAAACCACCAUUUGUUGUGAAUGCCAACAAACUAUUGCUGGAUUUUAUGAUCAUUUUUGGAGAUUUUUCGAGUUCACAUCGUCAUCAAAUGAAUAAUCAUUGUUUUGUUUGCAUUAUUUUUUUCUGAUGUUUGAACAGAUGUAAAUGCUAAACAAAAAUCAUCGAAUCUUGAAUCCAGCUUAUAAUACAUUUUGAACUUUUAUUUAUUAAUUGAAAAAAAAAUAUUAAUUAAUCAGAGCUUAAUUGAAAAUCAUCAUCAUCAUCAUCAUCAUUAUUAUUACAUGCAGCACAUAAAGUUCAGUGCCUAUCAAUCAAUCAAUUAUUCAUUUUGAAUCGAUGUGAUUGCUAAUACUGUCACAUACAGACACACACACACACACACGAAUAAUAACAAAGUGGUUAAUGUGAUCGAACAAGAAGAAAAAAAGUAAAAAAAAAAUUAUCAAUUUCGAAAUGCCAUACCAAACGAAUGGUGGUUGGAAAAAUAAUAAUAAUAAUAAUAAUUCCAACGGUAAUUCAUCGAAUAUAAAUAAAAACUUUCAUCAAAGUCAAUCUUAUCAUUCGAUUAUACAUCAUCAACAACAACAACAACAACAACAAUUGCAAUCGAAUUCGGACAAUAUACAGCAGAAUAUUGUUGGCUUUAGUAAUAGUAAAUCAAUUAAUAAUCUAAGUGAUGAUGGUUUUAUGGAAAAUGCUGAGCUUAUUGAAAAAUUAUUUCCAAAAUGUCGACCAAAAACAAAAAUAACCACUUCCAAUAAUAAUAAUAAUAAUAAUAAAGAUAAAAGAACACCUAUGGAAUACCAUCAUGAUGUUAAAGAUUGUUGUGAUGAUAAUGAUAAUAAUGAUGGUAAUAUCAAAAACGAUCAACAUGAUUGUUCAUUAGCCACUGUUCGACCAUCGAUUGAUUUGAAUAAAAAACAAAUUCCAACGACGAAUCCGAGAUUGAAAAAUUCAAAUAACCGAAUAAAUGAUCAUGGAAAACGGAUAUGGAAUUUUAUGGGCAUAUCACCAUCACCAUCACCACCUACAUUAUCGCCAAUUGAAGACAACAUGCAUAUACCGCAGCCAAUGAUAACAACACAUAAUCAACAACAAAAAUCGCAACCAGAUGAUCGAGAAUCAAAAUCGAAAAUUCGUUCAAUCAAAAAUGAACGAAUGUCGAACGAUUCGACCUGUUCACGUGAUCGAUCAUCAUCGAACGAAACAUCGAUACGGAAAUCAAUACCCUAUGGGGGUAAUGAAACAAAUAAUACAGUCACAACAACCAGUAAUUCUAUCCAUCGGCCAAGAAGGUUAAAAAAUCAAGAGCCAACAAUUGCAGCUAAAUUACGAUUGGAUAGUCUACUUUUAUCACCUGAAGAUGAUAAAAUUCAAAAUGUUGAUAUUUGUGGCCGUCAAGAUAAAUUAGAUUAUGAUCUCAACGAUGAAGAUGAUAUCCUAUUCAGUAGGAUCAACAUGGAUGCUAUGAUGGUAAACAAAAUGAAUCGAGAUAAAAAUACCACUUUGAUUAAAUCAAUCGGUACGACGACUAAUGUAAAUAAUAUAAAACACAAUAAUUGUGAUGAUGAUGAUUAUUGUGAUGGCGAUGUUGAUGAUGUGGAUGUUAAUGAUGAUGAUCAUCAUCAUAUUAGCCGUCAACAAAAUGAUUUGAGAUCUCGUGAUCAUCAUCUAGCAAUGGCUGGUGGUAAUGAAUUAUUUAGUUCAAGCCGCAGUACUCGAUCGAAAAAACGAUAUCAGAAUAAUAGCCAUCAAAUUAUGUCUAAAUCGGCUGUGGUUAAGAAUAAAUUUAAAUCAAACAUUGGUUCAAUGGUCAUUCGACCAUCAUUCAAUUUUAUGGAUCUAGCACCAUCACCCGAUUUGAUGGAAACUACUGUGUCCAUUGCCACUGAUUACAAUGUUGGUACAGACAAGAAAAUUUUGCCAUCAUCAACCAUGCCAUCUAGUGUAGCUCAAUUCCGUAGCAAUAAACAAUCCACAAACAAUACAAAUCAAAAUAAUGAAUUGUUGACAAAUAUUGAGAAUUCAUCUAAAUUCACGGACAAUAUAGAUGAAUUUUCAAAUGAUUCAAAUGAAAAUUUAUCGGCCAUAAAUCAUGGUGAUACAAUGGGAAAAAAUUCGAAAUAUUCGAAUGAAAAAUUCUCUAGUCAGCAACAACAACAUCAUCAGCCAUCAGAAAUGGAAUCAACAUCAACGUCGAAUGUCAUUUCGUAUAAAGAAGAUUGUCAAAUGCCAUCUUCAAGUGAUAUUAACAUAGAUUCUGUAAAUGAUCUUGAUGAUGAUUGUAGUCGCACAUCUAAUACGAAUAAUUGUGCAACAAUUGAACUAGUUACGACUAAUCAUCGAUCACCAUCAUCAUCAUCGUUGAUGAACAAUAACAAGAAUCGUAAUUUCAAAUUUAUCGAACAUCAACAUCAAUCUUUUUUGGAAAAUAACCAAAAUAAUAAUCAAGAAUGUGAACGAUUUUCUACAACAGCAACAACAACAACAACAUUGUUGCCUAAACAAACAGAACUUGGUACAACCGAUAAAACAAUGAUAGAUGAUAUCGUUGAUGAUAAUGAUAAUGUAGAUGAGAAUAUAAGAAAUGAAAUGAAUUUAGUUUGCGAAAAAUUUGCCACCGAUUUAAAGAAUAAAUUAUCAAUUGUAUCAAAAAACAAUGGCACAGAUAAUGUCAUUGUUGAUGAUAUUGAUGAUGAUUGUAAUGAUAAUAUUCAAACACAAGACUAUAAUAAUUUUAUUGUUGAUCAUAAAGAAGAAAUUGAUCUUGGAUCCGAAUCAGAUCAAUCCAGUAUUUCGAUUGAGAAAAAAUCAGAAUUUGAUUUAAAUGAGCCAAUUGCACGAAUUAUUGGUUCUGUACCAAUAGCUCAAUAUGAAGGCUCACCAAAACGUUAUGGACCAAAACCUGGUUAUCCACAAAGAAUUAUAUCAUCGAAUAAUAAUGUAACAAAUAAUGAUUAUGACAAUAGUAUGACAUCUAUUCAACAGCAACAACCAAUAGUGCAAAAAGAAUCGAUAAUAGGUUCAUUAAAAUCGACAACAUUAUCAUCAGCAAAUGGUUCACCACAUUCAUCAUCAACAUCAGCAACAUAUUCCUCUACCGAUGUUCAUAGUUCAUCCAGUUUUUCUUGUCCAUCAAAUCGACCGACAAAAAAAUCAUCAUCUGAAUGGCGAUCAACGAAUAAAUCUAAAAUGAUGAUGACGAUGAUGUCAAAUGAUUCGAAUUCGAAUCAACCAUCAUAUGAAGAAUCUAGUCAGAAUAGUUUGCCAAUUCAACCAUAUCCUACUCAACAAACACAAAUCACUUGUGAUGAAGUAGUUAAAUCAAUAUUGAAUAUAUCGAAUACUGAAACUGCCAUCGAUAGUGAAACUGAUAAUACUUCAACCAAUGCAAAACCAUCACCAAUGAAAACAUUUAAUGAGAUUAUAAAAUCCGAAUCUAUUCAACGUACUGAUUUGGAACAACAACAAGAAUUUAAUGAUAAUUAUAUGAUUUCAUCAAAUGCAAAUAAAAUUACCAAAUCCUCCAAUGCCGAAUCAUCAUCAUCAUCAUCAUUGACAAAGAUGGCAACGUUAAGAAAAUUUUCUUCAAUUACGAAUGCAUCAGCUACAGCUGCCAGUGGUCGUUUAUCGGAUUAUUUGAAGAUGAAUCAUUCUGGUUCAUUAGAAUCGAGUGAUAGUAAUAAAUCUGGCGAUAAAUAUAAUUAUCAUGAUCAUGAUGAUUAUGGUUCAUCAUCAUCAUCACAUCAUCUUAAUCAAGAAUUUCGUAAGAAUUAUACGAAAUCUCAUUAUACAAAAACACACAAUGAUGAGAAUGAAUUGCAAGUAGCUGAUAGCGGUAUUAGUAAUAAUGAUUUACAACUCGAUCAAACAUCGGCAACAUCAUCGACCGUCGAUAAUAAUAAUAACAAUAAUAAUGAUAUUGGACGUAAUCGUAAAAGUAAAUUAAAUUCAUUCAUAUGUUUAUCACCCGAAUUGGCUAAUGGAAAAGAUUUUCUUGAAAAUCAUCAAUAUUCGACACAUUUGAAUGUUAGUGAUUUAUGUUUGUCUGGCAAUGGUGAUUGUAAUCGUCGUGAUUAUUAUAAUAAGGAAAAAAUAUCAUCAUCAUCAUCAUCAUCAAUGAUACCGGAAAAUGAUACAAGAUUAAUAAAUAUUAUGCCCGUUCUUGAAGAUGGUCUUUCAUCUGGAAUGCCAUCAAGCGAUGAUGGAGAUGAUGGUGAAAUGAUGGAAUAUGAUUAUGAUGAUGAUGAUGGUGGGGAUGAUCAAGAUCAUAUUACAGGGAUAAAUAAUGAACAGCAACCACCACCAUUCGAUGAUUAUAAUCAUGAAUAUCAAACAUCAAAUGGUCGAACGGUAAUUGGUUGUGAAACAACAACGACGACAAAUGUCGCAUCGCAAUCAUCAUCAUUCAACAAUAAUUAUCAUCAACAGCAAUCGAAUACAAUGAAUGUUGACGGUGAAUCUGUUAAUCAAAACUCCUAUGAUUUUUGUUAUCAUAACAACAAUAGUAAACAAAAUCAAGAUCAAUUUGUAGCCAAAGCAAAAAUAACAAAUGGCCAACCACAACCAUCAUAUUUUACUGGUUUUAAUGUGGGUGGAAAAAAUAAUGGCCCGUAUACAGGGAGAGAUGAAUCCACAACGACAUCCAAUUCAAACAAUAGAAUUCAUGAUACGGAUGAUAAAGAUUCGAAUAUUAUGUAUGAUAAUUCCAAUUCAUAUGAGUAUCAUCCAUCAUCAAUGCCAACGAAUUUUCAAAUGAUUACAGCAGAUGAAACCAAUACUGUUAGAACAGUGACAGACAGCACAACUAAUUCAUUGAGUCAAACUCAACAUCAUCCGAAACGAAUGGAUAUGACUGAUUUACGAUGUCAAACUGGACAACAAACAGGAAUAGCACAUGAUAAUAAAUAUUGUCUAAGUUCAUCAUCGUCCAACAGACCAAUGACGAAUUCACAUUCAUCAAUGCGUGCAACGAUGCCAAAUAAAUCGAUUCAUUCAUCAUCAUUAUCGGCCAACCAAAAUAUUAAUAACAACAAUAACACUACAUUGUCUCCUGGAUCGACUGUUGAUGCAGCUUCCGAUUCUCCACAAUCACCACCUCAUUCAUAUGGCCAUAAUUCUUACCAUCAUUAUUUUCAUCAUCAUCCAUCACCACAACCAUCCAGUGUUCAACAACAUCAACAAAACUAUCCGAAUCUAAGCAGUAGUCCAACAAUGUUGCAAUCGCCUAACUCACCGGGUGAUGGUUCACUUCAUCAUCAUCAUCAUCAUCAUCAUCAUAAUGCAUCAUCAUCAUCCGCAUCAUCGGCUGCAUCAUCUGCUUCAUCGGUAUCAGCUCAUCAUGGGCAACCACCACCCCCAUCAUCAUCAUCAUCAUCGAUCAAUCAUCAUCAAUAUCAUCAUUAUCAUAAGUCAACACAAUUAAAUCAAUCUCCUACCCAAGAUCUUCAGUCACAAGCAACACAACCUCAGGCUACGUUGAAUUCUACGAAUGCAACUAUUGUACCUGGAACCAUUAACAUUUCAGGUGUCGCACCUAUUGGUACAUCAUCAUCAUCAUCAAUACCAGCUCCAAAUCUUAGACAUCCUGAUGAUGACUGUGAUACUGAUCAGGAAACUGAUCGGCUACUCGGUAGUCAACGUGUUAGUCAAAAUGAUGAUAAAGGAUUCUAUGAUGAAAAGACUCAAACUAAACGUUCCAACACAUCACGUGAAGCUCGCCAUUUAUCAUCAAAAGUUUUAAUCGAAGGUGUACUAUUUCGUGCUCGUUAUCUGGGUUCAACACAAUUAGUAUGCGAUGGACAACCUACGAAAGCAACUCGUAUGAUGCAAGCAGAAGAGGCUGUUUCAAGGAUCAAGUCAUUGGCACCGGAAGGAGAAUCACAGCCAAGCACCGAGGUCGAUCUGUUUAUUUCAACAGAAAAAAUCAUGGUUCUGAAUACAGAUUUGAAAGAAAUUAUGAUGGAUCAUGCACUUCGAACAAUAUCAUACAUUGCCGACAUUGGUGAUCUAUUAGUGUUGAUGGCCAGACGUCGUUCACAGAUCGAUGAUCAGAAUGAUUCCGGAAUCAAGCGUUCACCUAAAAUGAUAUGCCAUGUGUUUGAAUCGGAGGAAGCACAGUACAUUGCCCAAUCGAUUGGUCAGGCAUUUCAAGUGGCUUACAUGGAAUUCCUUAAAGCUAACGGUAUUAAAGAUAGUAGCUUUUUAAAGGAAAUGGAUUAUCAAGAAGUACUUAACUCACAAGAAAUAUUCGGCGAUGAACUAGAAAUGUUCUCUAAAAGAGAAAAACAAAAAGAAGUCAUUGUGCCCAAACAAAAAGGAGAAAUACUCGGAAUCGUAAUCGUUGAAUCUGGCUGGGGUUCAAUGCUCCCUACAGUGGUCAUUGCAAAUUUAGCCCAAAAUAGUCCUAGUGCUCGUUGUGGACAAUUAAAUAUUGGUGAUCAAAUCAUUGCCAUUAAUGGCAUCAGUCUGGUUGGUCUUCCAUUAUCUACUUGUCAAAACUAUGUCAAGAACACUAAAAAUCAAACUGUCGUUAAAUUCACGAUUGUUCCUUGUCCACCGGUUGUUGAAGUGAAAAUUAAACGUCCUGAUACAAAAUAUCAAUUAGGAUUUAGCGUACAAAAUGGUGUUAUUUGUAGCUUACUUCGUGGUGGAAUAGCCGAACGUGGCGGUGUUCGUGUUGGUCAUCGUAUAAUCGAAAUCAAUGGACAAAGUGUUGUAGCCGUACCACAUGAUCGAAUUGUCAAUUUAUUGGCCACUUCAGUGGGAGAAAUUCACAUGAAAACGAUGCCAACUUCCAUGUUUCGUUUAUUGACCGGACAAGAAGCACCAAGUUACAUGUGAAAUCCCAAGGUUUCGAUCCAUCCAUCCUGAUAUUUUCAUAAAUCCAUAAAAGCGACAAAAUAUAAAAUUCGAUCUCUCUUUCGACCUAAAUUUAUUCAUUUUUUUUUGUUUGUUUGUUUUUGUUUUUCCUGUAAAAUAAUUUUCAUUUCUGUGCCUUUCUCUCUUUUUUUUUGUUCUCGAAUAAUUUGCUGUUAAUUGCUGCUGCCGCUGAAUUUCUGGAUCAAUUUUUUUCACUCAUUCACACAUUUACCAUAUUACACUAAUUAUUAUUCAGGAUUCAUUCAUUUAUCAAUCGGAAUUUCAAUCCAACUUCCUUUAUUGUUUGAAUACAAUAUAUUCACAAUCAUUGAAUAUUUUUUUUUUUGAAAGAGAGGGAGAAAGAGAAAAAAAAAGAAAACCUACACCCAUCAAUGUCAAUUUAUCAUGUGAUCUCAAUUAAAUAAUAAAAUUAUUGAAACCAAAAAAAAAAA